AUCUCUCUCUCUCUCUCUCUCUCUCUCUCUCUCUCUCUCUCAAACAGAAACAGUGUAUUUUUUUUUUGAUUUAUUAAAUAUUUAUAUUGUGUGUGUAUCUUGAGAUAUAUAAACACAUACUUUUGACAAAAAAAAUUGUUAAGUAAAAUAACAACUAAUUCUUGUAUAUAGAAAAUAGAACAUUUUUUUUUCAUUUUUAUUAUCCUACAAACGCGAUCAUAUGUUCUUAUAGACGAUUUAUUUUGAUAAAAACAUUUUUUUUUAUUUUUGAUAAUUAGUUGAUUACAAAUCACACAAUUGUACAUACUAUUUUAAAGUUGAUAAUUGUUACAAUAAAGAGACUGACAAUAGAUUCUGUAUACUUUAAUUUGAGUAAGGAAACAUUCUAAUCAGAUGACGUAUGAAAAACGAAUUAUUUACAAGAGAAAUAGAUGAAUAAUGAAUAAAUGUUAAAUGUUCGAGAUAAUCAUUUUUUUAUGAUAAUUAAUUGGAAGAUUGUAUUGAUUGACAGUUUAGCACAUUCGGCUAUAUAUAUUUUUUUUUCUUCUGACAUGUUUGUAUGUAAUAAUAAUCCAUAUCUUUUCAAUUGUCAAUGACUUCAUUAACAACACACGCACAUAUGUCCGUGUCUAUAAGUUAAACAGAUGUUGUCAUCACUGUACAAGAUUCUAUUAGAAUUGAUCAACUCUAGUAUAUAUAUUUAUGUUUUAUUCGAUAACUUUAAGAAUAAAAAAAUACAAAAAUAAAAGAAAACAGAAAAUGCUAAUUUUUAUACUAAUCAUAAAAGAAAUAUUAUUUUUAUUGAAAUGAAAAAAAAAAGUUCAACAACAUCUUUCAUUUCUAUCACUACAAGAAUAUGUUCUCUUUUUUUUUUUGCUUCUGUUGAUUAUAUUUUCAACGCAUCUAUAUAUCCUUUAGACACUAAUUUUGAUGUUUGCGCCCCCUUUUUUUCUGUAUUGUUCUAUAUUUAGUAGUUGAAGAGUUAGUACUAGAUUAUGAUUAUUAUUAUUAUUAUUAUUAUUAUUAUUAUUAUUAUUAUUAUGAUUAUUAUUAUUAUUAUUAUUACUAUUAUUAUUAUUAUGUCGUUAUUCUUUUUUGUACAACAAAGCUGUAGUCUUUUUAGGAUCAGAUUAAUAACGACACAUACGUCUCAUAUAGGAUGAGUAUGUUGUAUGUCGACAGUAAACACAAUAGAUACUUUGGAUCGAUGUAUUUUACUUGAAUUAGAAUUGUUGGUUUGUAUCAACAAAAUUUUUUAAGCCAAUUUUGAUAUUGCAUAUCUAUAUCGAUAUAUCUAUAUAUAUAUAUAUAUUUAGAUUAACAAAAAAGAUCUUAUUUUAGCCAUUUGUUAUUUCUUUAAUAUUUCCAUCAUUCACUUUGAUGUUCGAUAUUCUAGUAAUUAGACUUUUAAAAUAGAUAUAAAUAGUUAAUUUGAAAGUCUUUUUUGAAAAAAAUUAUAAUAUAUUGUAAAUAAAAUUCUUAUAUUUUUCUUUUUCUUUUAUUGUUUUAGGCAUUAUUACAAGUUCAUGAUGUUGUUGCUCAAGAAGUUUAUGGUGACGAAGCAAUUCGUGUAACUCCACCUCUAGGAGGAAAUUCUCAAUUUAACGAUGGAUCAGAAGAUUUAAACGGAAAUGGCACAGGCGGUAUUGAUGUACAACCUGAUUCAGCAUGCGAUGUAACACGUGUUAGACUCGUACAAUUUCAACGUAAUACGGACGAACCCAUGGGUAUAACAUUACGAAUGACAGAAAAUAAACGUUGUUUAGUGGCUCGUAUAAUGCACGGUGGUAUGAUUCAUCGUCAAGGGACAUUGCAUGUGGGUGAUGAAAUUAAAGAAAUUAAUGCUAAACCUGUGUCGGAUCAUCCUAUUCAACAUUUACAACAAAUGCUGCGUGACGCACGUGGCAGUAUUACAUUCAAAAUUGUUCCAAGUUAUCGUAGUCAACCACCACCAUGUGAUAUUUAUGUUAAAGUAUUAUUUAAUUACGAUCCAAAAGAUGAUGAAAUCAUUCCAUGUUCUCAAGCCGGUAUUAAAUUUCAAAUUGGAGAUAUUCUACAGAUUAUAUCAAAAGAUGAUCACAAUUGGUGGCAAGCGAGAAAAUUACUCGAUAUUUUAUCAAAUACAAAUAAUGUUGGACCGGCCGGAUUAAUACCGUCCCCUGAACUUCAAGAGUGGAGAAUAGCAACACAUGCCAUUGAAAAAGCAAAAGAUGGAAGCGCUAAUUGUGGUGUAUUUGGACGAAAACGUAAAGUUUAUAAAGAUAAAUAUUUGGCUAAACAUAACGCUGUAUUUGAUCAGCUAGAUCUUGUAACGUAUGAAGAAGUGAUUAGACUACCAGAAUUUAGAAGAAAAACGCUUGUGUUGUUAGGUGCACAUGGUGUUGGAAGACGUCAUAUUAAAAAUACAUUAAUAACUAGUCAACCAAAAAGAUUUGCUUAUCCAAUACCUCAUACUACGCGUUUACCGAAAAAAGACGAAGAAAAUGGGAAAAAUUAUUAUUUUGUUACUCAUGAAGAAAUGAUGCGUGAUAUAGCAAACAAUGAAUAUUUGGAAUAUGGAACGCAUGAAGAUGCUAUGUAUGGAACAAAAUUAGAAACAAUUAGAAAUAUACAUCGACAAGGAUUAAUGGCUAUUCUUGAUGUGGAACCACAGGCCCUCAAAGUGUUACGAACAGCAGAAUUUGCACCGUUUGUUGUAUUCAUUGCUGCACCGGAUCUCUCACAAAUCAAAGACAUCAAAGAGGAUGACAGUUUAGAACGUUUAGUUAAAGAAAGCGAAUUAUUACAUCAAGCUUACGGUCAUUAUUUUGAUUUGAUUAUUCUAAACAAUGAUAUCGAAGAGACCAUUCGGACAUUACAAGAUUCAAUCGAAAGAAUUAAUCAACAACCACAAUGGGUACCUGUAUCAUGGGUCUAUUAG
Messenger RNA from Didymodactylos carnosus, 2920 nucleotides. Lineage: Eukaryota; Metazoa; Rotifera; Eurotatoria; Philodinida; Philodinidae. The record is from the annotation of a GenBank genome assembly.